GGGUGGCAGCCGGCGGUGCAUGCGCGCAGGCUGUGUUUGGCCGUUGCCGUGGCAUCGAUCCGCAGGCGGCGGCGAUGGGGCCGAAGCGGCUGCUGCUGCGAUACUUCCCACCGGGAAUUAUCCUGGAAUAUGUAGAAGAUAGUGAGCUGAAGACCAGAUCUAUAGAUCUACUUGAUCUUAGUCCUCAUACAGAUGUCAUUGCCUUAGUAGAAGAAAUUCAAAAAGAAGAACCUCUCAUCACAGCUUCUUGCAAGGAACACGUCAUACAUUUAAUACAAAGACUGCAAGAGAAACUAGGGGAACAAGAGGACCACAAAUUCUAUCUUUUUAAGGUACUUAGGGCACAUAUAUUGCCACUGACAAACGUAGCAUUCAACAAAUCUGGUUCCCGCUUUAUCACAGGAAGCUACGACAGAACCUGCAAAGUAUGGGAUACUGCAUCAGGAGAAGAGCUGCAUACACUAGAGGGACACAAAAAUGUUGUUUAUGCGAUAGCUUUUAAUAAUCCCUAUGGUGACAAGAUUGCCACUGGAUCUUUUGAUAAAACCUGCAAACUGUGGAGUACUGAAACAGGAAUAUGUUAUCAUACUUUCAGAGGACAUUCUGCAGAAAUAGUAUGCUUGUCGUUUAAUCUCCAAAGCACGUUGGUGGCAACUGGAAGCAUGGAUACCACUGCCAAAUUAUGGGAUAUAGAGAAAGGAGAAAUAGUAUUUACUUUAAGAGGGCACUCAGCAGAAAUUGUUGCACUGUCUUUUAACACCACUGGAGACAGAAUUAUCACCGGCUCCUUUGACUGCACAGUAGGAGUGUGGGAUGUUGUCACCGGCAGGAUGUUGCAUGUUUUAAUAGGCCAUCGAGGAGAAAUCAGCAGUGCUCAGUUCAACUGGGACUGUUCUCUUAUUGUCACUGGAUCCAUGGACAAAACAUGCAUGCUGUGGAAUGCUAUGACUGGCACACAUAUAGCAACCUUAACAGGUCACAGUGAUGAAAUAAUGGAUGUCUGCUUUGAUUAUGCUGGCCAGCGUAUUGCAACUGCCUCUGCUGAUGGAUCAGGAAGAGUCUACAAUGCAGAAACAAAAAAGUGCAUUGCAAAACUAGAAGGGCAUGAAGGUGAGAUUUCAAAGAUAUGCUUCAACCCUAAAGGCAAUCGUAUUCUAACAGCCAGCUCUGAUAAGACAGCUCGACUCUGGGAUGCUGCUACUGGACACUGCCUUCAGAUAUUAGAGGGCCACACUGAUGAGAUAUUCUCCUGUGCUUUCAAUUACGGAGGCAAUAUAAUCAUUACAGGGAGCAAGGAUAACACCUGUAGAGUAUGGCACUGACUGAAGAAAAGGAAAGAUCCAGUGUGGUAUGUGCUUACAUCCUGAGUUUUGUAGUCAAUAAACUCACUCUUUCAGAUAUGCUUUAUUUUUAGACGUUUGUUUCUGCUCUGCUUGAGUAGCCAAGUUACUUGAAUUUGGGUAGGUUUGACUUGUUGACACCUCGUAGCUACAGAUUCACAGAAUAGUCGAAUUUGGAAGAGCCCUCUGGAGAUCGUCUAGUCCGCUAGUCCUGCUCAGAGCAGUGUGAGCUCAGUGUGCUGCCCAGGAACACAACAGUGGGUUUUGGCUGUCUACAAGGAUGGAGAUUCAGCAGUUUCUCUGGGCAGCCUACUUUGAUCUUUUUUUUCAUUCAUGCUUAAAUGGAGUGCUUUCUCUGUGCCUGUUUCAUGCCUGUUGCCUUUUCACACAAUGCCACUGAUAAGAGUCUGGCUCCAUAGUCUCUGUUACCUGAGAGGAACUGUGAAUGACUGAAUACAGUAGGAUGCCCAUGUUUCUGUGUGUUAUUGUUCCCUUGUAGCCUUUUAAAUAAAAACAAACAAACAAGAAACCAAACAGCACUACUGUACUCUCAGGAGUGGAAGUUGUGUUGUUAGCUACCUAUCUUGAGUACUCUUUGUUUACUUUUUUUCAUUAAAAUAUUGAGUUAAA
Molecule: messenger RNA, 1970 nt
Organism: Coturnix japonica (Japanese quail)
Lineage: Eukaryota; Metazoa; Chordata; Aves; Galliformes; Phasianidae
Gene: DAW1
Product: dynein assembly factor with WD repeats 1
Biological process (GO): mRNA splicing, via spliceosome
Cellular component (GO): U4/U6 x U5 tri-snRNP complex
Molecular function (GO): protein binding; U6 snRNA binding; U4 snRNA binding
Source: RefSeq, a predicted model, not a curated record